Messenger RNA from Rhincodon typus (whale shark), 2198 nucleotides. RefSeq lists its product as uncharacterized. The transcript has 5 exons. Bases 280 to 954 code for a protein of 224 amino acids. Gene Ontology annotation, cellular component: external side of plasma membrane. Lineage: Eukaryota; Metazoa; Chordata; Chondrichthyes; Orectolobiformes; Rhincodontidae. The record is from RefSeq and is a predicted model, not a curated record. Gene Ontology annotation, biological process: regulation of T cell proliferation; T cell receptor signaling pathway.
CAUUUUAAAUCUGGAUGUUCCAGCCCAGAGCUAAAAAUCUUUUCACAGUUAUUGUGUACACUAUUUUAACUAUUAGCUUUAUUGAUUCUUCAGAUUAAGUAACAGCAGCAACAGGAACGUGAGCAUUAAAAACAAUUGUAAGUUUUGUAAAUGAAAUGAAGAUUGCUCAACCCCAGUGAUCUGGGAGACCGAGACCAUUGUGCAAUCUAUGCUUCCAUCACUCUCAAUUUAGUAAGAGUAGUACUUCUAACAGCAAAAUUCCUACAAUAUCCUAUUCAAAUGAAUCCAAUUGGAAUGACAUUUCUGGCAGCUUUUAUUUUGCUCUGUUUGGCCAUUCAGAGUGAACUCAUCAUCUGUAAAGAGAUUCCUGUAAAACAAUACCCUUUGCAUCUUCAUGUUGAACCUGGGCACUCAGCUACCUUAGUUUGUGCUUUUGAACUUGAUGUUGGGAAUGAAAAUGAGAUUGAUGUUUACUGGAUUAAGCAAGUAAACCAAAGUGAAACCCAUGAUGUACUCCACAUUUCUUCAAAGAGCUUUCAAACACUGAAAACAAACACAAUUCAUAAUAGUUCUGAAGGAUCCUUCAGUUUCUCUGGCAAUCUAAAACGAGGUUUAAUGGUUCUAGAAAUGAAAAACAUGCAAAAAGCAGACUUUGGCUUGUACAUAUGCAAAGUAGCCAGAACUAUACCCCCUCCACCCAUGGAAGGAAGAGGGCAUGGUACUAACAUAGUUGAAUACAGGAAAGAUUCUUCCAAGUCAGGAGCUGGGAACAGAACAUAUCCACAUCUGCAUUGUAUCAGUGAAAAUGCAUUUAUUACAAUAAUUGUGAGCCUUGUUAUAUACUCUUUUAUUGUGACAGUCCUUGCAUUAGUUUGUUGGAUUUACAAAAGAAGAUCAAGUGAAGCACAGAGGGACUCAUUGAUAUAUGUAGACAUGAGAAAAAGGAAAGAAUGAAGUGAAACGAGUGAGGACAAAUUAAGUUCUUUUCAUUCUUGGAAAUCUAAUGUUCUUCAUACGCCAGGCAAUGAAACUCAAACUUCCAUUCAAACAAAUCGCAUGGACACAAUCGUUUUAAGUGUACUUGGUUAAUUCUACAUUUGUCAUCUGUAUGCAAUCACAUUAAAUAACCAUCCUGUGUAUAGAGUGUAGUUAUAUAUACAUGGGCAUGUAGAAGGUAGGAUUUGUUCAAACAACAAUCUGACGAAAUGCAAUGGUUUUUCUGAAUGGCUUAUUUAAUGAUACUGCCCAAGGUUACGCCUUAAACAUUAAUGCAGAAGUUGCAAAUCUCUGACCAAUUCUCUGUUGUUCUUCCAAAGAGAGUCUAUCUGUCUGGAAAAUAUUGUGAAAGCCAUUUAGCUGUAACAUAUAUACUUAUUAAUUUAUCAACAUUAGAAUCAUAGUGGGUCAAUUUCUACAUAAUUCCCAUUCUUCAAAAGUACAUAAGAUAUUCUUUUGCAGUCCACAUGGGUUUAUCUCAUCAAAAUUUACUUCUGAUCAAUGGUAAGAAUUUUAAAUGUUGUUAUGACUAACAUAAAUUUCCACAAAGAGAUUAAGCCCAAACCUUCACUAUUUAUAAAGUUCACUACAAUAGCAUUGUUAACAUCUAUUGGGAGGCCGGUUAGCUAAUGUGGCUAGCCGGUGGUUCAAAAUAACUCAAAAACUCAGGUUAAUUCCUGGGACCAACUAAAGUAGAAUUAAGAUCUUAUGAUGACAGAAAACAUUUCAACUGGAUCACCUAAACCGCCCUUUAAAAUAAUAAAACUGUAAUUGUCUCUCGAUGAAUAAUCAUAUGAAUUUUAUGUAUAAAACAUUGUGAGACAUAUGCCACACAGUGUUCCACAUUUAAUGUACAAUGGGAACUUUUAUUGCAAUAUAUUUAAGUAUUACUUGCAUCUCCAGAUUGCUUUUCUUAUAUACUUUUUUGGAUGCCUCCAGAAUAUUUUCAAGCUCCUGGUAGGAAUCAAGGCAACUUGCGCUAACACAGAUGUAAGAUAACAUUCAUAUGCGCCAAUGUUAUUUGUGAAUUGUGUAGAAAAUUCGACUUUAUCUUCAAGUAAAGAUUUGUCCCAAGAAGUAGCUAGAAAAAUAAAUUCUGUUAUUCUGCACUGUCACACACUGGAAUGGACUGAGCAAGCUGUGAAAUUGCUGAUGAUGAUCUUUGAAUUAAAAGUACUUUUAUUUGGAUUUGUUCCUUGAUA